This is a messenger RNA of Meleagris gallopavo (turkey), 1391 nucleotides long. The record is from RefSeq and is a predicted model, not a curated record. NCBI's taxonomy places the organism in Eukaryota, Metazoa, Chordata, Aves, Galliformes, Phasianidae.
CCCGAGGACUGCAAGCCCAAACGCGGCCGCCGCUCGUGGGCGCGCAAGCGGACGGCGACGCACAACUGUGAAUACCCGGGCUGCGGCAAGACGUACACCAAGAGCUCCCACCUCAAGGCGCACAUGAGGACGCACACGGGUGAGAAGCCCUACCACUGCACCUGGGAAGGCUGCGGCUGGAAGUUCGCCCGCUCCGAUGAGCUGACCCGCCACUACCGCAAGCACACCGGGCACCGGCCCUUCCAGUGCCACCUCUGCGAGCGGGCCUUCUCCCGCUCUGACCACCUGGCCCUGCACAUGAAGCGGCACAUGUGAGCGGGGGCUGCAGGCGCGCUCGGCACCCCCUCUGCUGAGCGACUCACCGGAGCAGCUCCUGCUGUAAAUAGCGUUGGGGAGCAGCCCGGCCCUUCUUGCUUGUAGCUGAUAACUAUUUUCUCUUCCUGCCUCUGCUGUGAGAGCAGGGCUCGGCUGCGUGCUGGGGUGAAGGUGAGGAGCAGGGCUAUGCGAAGUCCCUUGGCCUGCUCCUGUUGCUGAGGGCUGGUGCAGCAGGGAUCUGUCCCCAGAGCUCCUCGCUUGUAUUUGGCAUCGGCUUCAAAACCUUCUCCCUAAUCCUGGCACCCUGCAGCUCUGGGGAUGGUGGUGGCUGAUUCUGGCCAAGCUCCUGCUGGAGAUCCAUGCCCCACAACUCUGGGUUCCGCUCUUUUCAGUUGCGGCUGUCAGAACAAAUGUCCUGGCCCGAAAUCCCGGGGAGUAUGGGGUUAGAGUGGGACUUGAUCAUGGGUAUAAAGGUUUGUGGGGGUCGGCAGUGCUGUGUUGCAUCACACAGGGAGCUGGGUGCCCUCAGAACCAGCCUGGGACCCCCUGGGUGGUCCGAUCCUAUGCCCACAGUUCUCCGCUUGGGAGCCCAAAUGGUUCUCACCAGUGGUCUGCUUUAGUUUCUGUUUCUUCCCCUCAGGCUGACACCAGGUACUGCUGCGGCUGCCUUCCCCAUGCUGCUUUUUAAAAACUUAGUGUGUAAAGGACAGUGAGUCCAGCUCUGAAUGCCCAGGUCUCUGCUAUACUUGAAACUUUCUUAAAGGGAAAAAGAGAAAACUCAAAAAGACAAUGAAUCUUUUUAUGUGCAGCUUCUGCAAAGCAAGAUGUAAAUUAAACAAAGCAGUAAUAUAUAAUGUUUCUGUUUUUUUAAUAUAUUUUUUUCUUCCAGCUGGGAUCACAGAUGAGUCUCAGCUUUGGGAAGUGCACUGUUCCUGUCUGUGUAUAUUGUUAAUUAACAUUUCUCUGCUUGGGCACGUUAGGUCUCUCGCACUCUGAAAUGUUACUUUUCUUUAUAUGCAAACUGUUGAAAUAUUGUGAUCUGCUGUAUAAUAAAUAAACAAGAUGUAAACAUGAAA